Molecule: messenger RNA, 1351 nt
Organism: Durusdinium trenchii
Lineage: Eukaryota; Dinophyceae; Suessiales; Symbiodiniaceae
Source: the annotation of a GenBank genome assembly
CCCUUUCGGCCUUGGCCUUGGCGCGCCCCAUGUCCCACCGCGGGAGCAGCACUCGUGAGAUCCCUCCAGUGAGGCCAUGGUGCUCGAGGGCACCUACAGCCUGACGUUAGAGACAGCAGGAGCGCCGAGUUCCUUUGACGGAACACUCCCCGAAGGUUUCACAAUCACAGACGCAGCGCCCGUGACGGUCGCAGCAGUGACGAGGGGUGGCUGGGCAGAAGAGCAUGGGGUGCUGCCAGGUGAUGAGAUCUUGGAGUUGGGCGGAGAGAAGGUGUCCAUAAAACCCUCCGCCGCUUGGAGCUCCUGGACCGCACGGCCUUUGGUGCUCAAGCUGCGGCGGGUGGAGGUCCAGGCCCAGGACUUUGACGAAUCCAAGGAGCUUGGGCCCAUCUACCGCAUUUGGGCCUCGAAGGAGGUGACCAAGAUGGGUAUUCGACCCGCUCGGGAGCCACCACACGAGCGAGUGCAGAUCCUCGCAGUGACGCCCGGCAGCUGGGCGGAGCGGGAGGAGGUCAAAGUGGCCGAUCAUCUUCUCAUGAUCAACCAGCAGCACACCACCACCUUGCCGCGCGAUGAAUACCAUCGCCUCAUGUCCUCCGUCCGACCAUUGCUCUUCACUCUGGCCCGGUGUAGUGAGGAGCAGAAGCGCGAAGUGGCGGCCACGCGAAUGCAGUUGCUGUACCGCAUGAGGAAGGCCCGGAAAGAGUUGAAGCUGAAGAAAGCCGCGCGGGAGCAGAGCUCCACCAGUCCGGGCGACUUCUUUCCGGCAGCUACCGCAGGCCGAAGCUCAGUUCAUCCCAGGACCGAUGAGGUGGCAUCGACAGGUCCACAGGCUGCCACCGUCACCCACACGGGUCCUGCACCUGGCGCUGCGCCAGCUGCAGUGUCACCGGGUCCUGCGCUUGCGCCAGCGUCGGUGCCCGCUAAGGAGGCCACGCCUGCUGAACGCCCGGAGGCAGCAAGCGCGCCGCCAAGCGCGCCGCCAAGCGCGCCGCCAAGCGCGCCACAGGCAGCGCAGAUCAAGAGGGCUCCAAAGGCUGAAGAGGCCUUGCAAGCUGGGCGGCAGGCAGCUGCAUCGGCUAAGUGCCGGUCGGAAGCAGCUCUGUUGGCCGGCCUGGCCACUGAGAAGGCGGCCAAUGAGUUGGGCCUGCCAGCUUGGGAGGCGGACGAGCUCUCCGCCUUGAUCGCUGGUGAGGUGACCUUCGAUGCUUGUGUGAACGAGAAGAUGUCCCCAGAGCUGUUGGCAGUCGAAGUCGGCAAGGCCACUCAUGCAGCUGCCCUGGCGGCUGGCAUGGUGACACAGAAGGCAGCAGAGAUGGCGGCUGCAGCCGUGGCUGUGGCUGCAGCCUAG